Molecule: messenger RNA, 2971 nt
Organism: Verruconis gallopava
Lineage: Eukaryota; Fungi; Ascomycota; Dothideomycetes; Venturiales; Sympoventuriaceae
Exons: 6
Coding region: 1-1782 (593 amino acids)
Cellular component (GO): cytoplasm
Molecular function (GO): glutathione transferase activity
Source: RefSeq, a predicted model, not a curated record
AUGGAUGUUGGACAGGCACAUGCAAAUUCUUAUCAGCAUGCGCGACCCCAUCUGCAGCAAUCGCAUCCUAUGCAACAGCCUCCACAGUCAAUCCAAGGUUUUGGCUUGGGCUUUGUUCCCUACACGUCUUUCUAUGGACAGCAAGGCGCACCACGAGGCUUGACGACCACGCACCCAACGUCUGCGGCCCCACAGUACAAUACCGCCCCGCCGAAUGCUCUUCGCUACUCACAGCAGCAGCAGUACAAUCUUCCUGUCCAUAAUGGCGUACCAAUACAGCGGCCGCAUCCACAGCCUCCAAAUCAAGUUCCGAUUGCGCCUGUGCAAACCCAAGAGGCAGUUCCACCCGAGUCGUCGACUGCAGCUCAAGAUGGCAAAGUAGAUAAGCAUAUAAAGGGAUUGAGGAUCAUUCCCGAGCCACCGGGAAAGGACGAAUGGCGACAGAGGCUCUUCGAGGUGGAAGGACUUUUGAUCCUCACAGAGGAGGAGUUUCAGAUCUACUUUCCACACGUCGACAACGUAUACUCCCAUCGAUCUACACAAGAAUACAAGAAAAAGCCUUUCGUUUCGCACUAUUACGACUGUCGGUUGAAAGGCCGACCUGCGGGAACCCCCAAAUCCGACGACCCCAAUAAGAAGAAACGGAAACGCGUGGCCCGUGAGCGAGAUCUAUGCGAUGUAAAGAUCAAAAUCACCGAGUAUCUACCCGGCGCAACACGCGACGAAAUUGCUACGCACCUGAGCCAACAGCCAAGAGGUGAUGGCAUUAAUGCUGAGGCAUUGCUGCAGCGAGUGCAAGGCGCUAUUGGGCAGUCGCUGCAGUCCGGUGCACCUAUGCAGGUGACAAAGCGCUUCUAUACAAUCCAACGCGUGAAUGGCACGGGGCCUAAUGCGAAAGAGGGCGAAAACGGCAGGCAUAAGCAUACGAUCGAAGAGAGCGACCGGAUCAAGAAGAACAGCGUUAUUCGCUGGUUGGCAAUGCAAGAUAGGGAAAAGAGAAAAGCAAAGCCGUCUGAAAAGAAAACCUAUCACACGAAAGCUACGGGUCCAGCCCUUGGAACAGUUAAAAAGCAUUCAAAGGACCAUCCUCUGAAAUUAUAUGGAAGUUGUUUCUGUCCAUUCGUGCAACGUGUUUGGAUAGCCCUGGAGUACAAGAAGCUCGAUUAUCAAUACAUAGAAAUAGACCCAUAUAAAAAACCCGAUUGGUACCUGAAACUCAAUCCUCGGGGACUAGUACCAACACUACAGGACGGUGAUUGGUGCUGCUACGAAAGCACUGUGCUCAUGGAAUAUCUCGAAGACAUCAACCAAGGCAAACCUCUUCUACCCUCUGACCCUAAAAAGCGCGCACACUCUCGCCUGUGGUCGGAUCACAUUAAUCGUAAAAUAGUGCCACGCUUCUACUCCUACCUUAUUGCUCAGGAAACUUCUAAGCAGAUCGAGGAGGCUGCUGGCCUCAAGAAUGAGAUCGAGAAAUUGGUCAACGCUGCCGAUGCAGAAGGCCCAUUUUUCCUUGGCCCCGAACUGUCCUUUGUAGAUGUUCAAGUGGCUCCAUGGGUAAUACGUCUGAACAAGGUGCUAAAGCCGUAUAGGGGAUGGCCUGACGUAGACAAGGACAGUAGGUGGGGCAAAUGGGUUGUAGCAAUUGAAGCAGACCCAUUUGUGAAAGCGACGACGAGCGGAGAUGAAUUGUAUCUUGAUAGCUAUGAGAGAUACGCCGAGAACCGCCCAAACACAAGUCAGGUCGCUGAUGCCAUUAACUCUGGCAAAGGAUUGCCAUGAGCUGGGACGUAGGUGCUUUGAAACGUACAGUAACAAAAACGCAAUUGAAAUAGGCUGCUUCAGUCUUUCAUCUUUGUGUAUUCAACAUGCUACGGAGGCAAUCACGAGAGGUUCAGACUCGGCUUCUUGAGUACUGGUGGGUCUGCGUCCUUUCCACGCACACCGCCGCCGUGCAGAUUGUCAAGCUUUGCAACAACUCCUCUUCUAGUGCCUUUUAAUAGUGCCAACCUUCUCGAAGAGAUGGGUUCCCUUCGGGUAAAUUUCCUUCGGCCCUUGUACCUCAAGAAAAUGCCCUUGGGGGCUGCAGUCCGUCAACGCUUCACACGAGAAGGCGUAUGACGCAUGCGAAACGGCCCAAAUCCACUUCGCGCGGUUGACGCCAGACGCGGAGCUUACGCUUUAAUAUCUUGCUGAAUGCUUUGAAUCACAUUCAGUUCCUAGCAGGCGUCCACAAGGUCGUCCGCGUGUAUGAUGGCCCGUCAAGUUGACAUAGGCCGUCGCCAUUCACCGAGCGACGGGCUCUGCACACCCGAGCCUUGUGAGGGUUUUUGGCGAGAGAUUGGGUGCCGCUGCGGAACAGCCGAGGAAAAGGACCUGGUUGCGCGCGAUUCAGGUCUUGUAGCCAUGGUGCGCGUCGUUAACGCGUUCUUCCAUUGCGUCGGGGCUGGGCGUGCUGAUUGCGAAAUGCCUUUGGCGCGACCACGGACGAAUUGUAUAAGUUAAACUGUUUCCUGGGAUACGCUACGGACGUGCCUAAUUGCGCUUCUUAGAUGGCUUCAUUGGGUGAGCGCGUUUGCUGUGGACCUCCCCUUUCUCCUUUUCGAGUAUUGAUCGAUCGUCUUCACGUCAGCGUCUUGAAGGGCACCCGGGAGAGAAAGGCAAUGAGAAACGACAUCUACGAGGAUUUAUGUCAUGAACCUAGAAUUUCUAUCCGAUCCUGUGCAUGAUUGUGAAUUAUGAAAGGUUGUGCUUUGUGUUAUGAAGAGCCGGAAAAAUUGUCCGUCAUAAGGUUGACAGCGAAGACCAUAGUGAAUGUAUGGACUGGGGAUUGGGGGAAAAUCAGAGUCAUGGACAAACCCAACAUCGUUUAGCAAUGGACAAAAAGAAAAAAAAAAAAUAGCGUCGCACCUGCAACACCGGCGACAUCGCUAGGUAAAAACAUCACUGACAAACCGCGAGUUCUUCAUCA